Marasmius oreades (fairy-ring Marasmius) is the source of this 1342-nucleotide messenger RNA. RefSeq lists its product as uncharacterized. Gene Ontology annotation, biological process: xylan catabolic process. Lineage: Eukaryota; Fungi; Basidiomycota; Agaricomycetes; Agaricales; Marasmiaceae. The transcript has 3 exons. The coding region runs from base 506 to 1210 and encodes 234 amino acids. The record is from RefSeq and is a predicted model, not a curated record. Gene Ontology annotation, molecular function: hydrolase activity, hydrolyzing O-glycosyl compounds.
CAUUAAUCCCAGUCACCUCAACUUCCUGAACUCUGAUUGUGAAAUCGCGGCUUUUGGAAUGCUGAAGCUUGCAGUCCAAAUCACUUCACUUGGUACACAGGUCUCUUCAAUUCCGUAAACCCGUGCCCCGACGCGCAAGUGUCUCUUUCCCAAAGUUCCGAGAAUGACCCCCUCUCUGUGCACAUGUCCCCAAUGAAUAUUCGACUGUUGAAUAGAGUCGGAUCUUCUUGGUUCUGGUACUCGGCGGCCGCCAUUGCUCUGGAGGAGCCCUCCUACAAUGUGUUCAAAUGUUGUGAGAUGCGGGUCAACUCUGGAAGUGACACUCUGCCAACGGCGCCCGAACGUUCGGAUGAAUUGCUAUGUUGAAGAUGAGGACCAAAUCUCUUACAGUUUUCACAAUGACAACCUGUGAUUGGUAUUUUCGGGCCGACUUUUUUGCGACAGAGUUUAAAAGCGAGGUCUCUCGUUGGAUCGACAUUAGCCCUCCUACAGAGUUAAGCUAGCAAUGGUUUCCUUCACUUCCCUCUUCGUUGCCACAGUCGCUGCUGCAGGUGCUUUAGCCGCACCCGCAACCAACAUGACCAUCGAAGCCACAGUUCCUUCUCUCGUUGAGCGUGGCGGAACCCCCAGCUCCACGGGAACUAACAACGGUUACUACUACUCGUGGUGGACCGACGGUGCUGCUCAGGCCACCUACACUAACAACGGUGGUGGUUCUUAUAGUCUUAGUUGGUCUGGUAACAACGGCAAUCUUGUCGGUGGAAAGGGAUGGAACCCUGGAAGCUCCUCUAGGACCGUCCACUACAGUGGUACCUACCAGCCCAACGGAAACAGCUAUCUCUCUGUCUACGGUUGGACCCGUAAUGCUCUUAUUGAGUACUACGUCGUCGAAUCCUACGGAAGUUACAACCCGUCUUCGGCUGCCCAAAAGAAAGGAACUGUGAGCUGCGACGGUGCCAGCUACGACGUCCUCUCCACCUGGCGCUACAAUGCUCCUUCCAUCGACGGCACCCAGACCUUCCAGCAAUUCUGGUCUGUCCGAAACCCUAAGAAGAACCCAGGUGGCUCUAUUAGCGGAAGCGUCACUGUUUCUUGUCACUUCAACGCUUGGAGGCAAUUCGGCAUGGCCUUGGGCUCCAGCUUCGACUACCAGAUCGUCGCUACCGAAGGCUACCAAAGCAGUGGAAGCUCGAGCAUUACUGUCUCUUAAGAUGGGCUAAUGGAUGGGUCAGACAACUGGCAUAAUCUCGCGUGACAUUGGAUUUUUAAAGGCGUCCUUACUUGAUGUUGUACGAUAUUUCAUUUCAAACAAUUUGAGACCGAGCACGAUAUCUGCGGGCGG